AUGGGGCUUACUUAUCGUACUUAUUUGGAAGGAAGUCGUAUUUUUGGAUGUAGCAAGUGUCGAACACAUCUUUCUACAACUGAGAAUAUUCUCUCAAAGGCAUUUCAGGGUCAGCAUGGACGCGCUUAUCUCUUUGAUAAUGUCGUCAAUGUAGAUGAAGGGCCUUCCGAGGAUCGUCAUAUGACCACAGGUCUUCACACUGUCAAAGAUAUUUAUUGUUCUCGAUGUCGGGCUGUGUUAGGAUGGAAAUAUGUGAGUUGA
Ambispora leptoticha is the source of this 261-nucleotide messenger RNA. NCBI's taxonomy places the organism in Eukaryota, Fungi, Glomeromycota, Glomeromycetes, Archaeosporales, Ambisporaceae. The record is from the annotation of a GenBank genome assembly.